AUAAAUACACCACAAUACCCACAAACAAAGAAAAAAAAAAAAACUGCAUGCUUAGAAACAUGUCUUCUUCUCUUGCAUUUUCAUUCUUCUUUUUCUUCCUCCUCUCACUCUCUUCAUCUUCAGAAGCUGCAGGAUCGGUCGGUAUCAACUACGGCAGAAUAGCAAAUGACUUACCAACACCAUCAAAGGUUGUUGAGCUGUUAAAAACACAAGGUAUCAACCGUGUUAAGCUCUACGACACCGAAGCCACGGUUCUAACCGCUUUAAAAAACUCCGGCAUCAAGGUUAUCGUCGCCAUGCCAAACGAGCUUCUCUCUGCAGCAGCAGCCGACCAAUCAUAUACCGACACAUGGAUUCAAACCAAUAUCUUAAGCUAUUACCCCGCAACUCAAAUAGAAGCCAUUGCUGUUGGUAACGAAGUUUUCGUUGAUCCAAACAACACCACAAACUACCUCGUACCCGCCAUGAAAAAUGUUCAUGCUUCACUUGUCAAAAAUAAUCUCGACAAAACUAUUAAAAUUUCUUCCCCAAUUGCACUCUCCGCUUUACAAUCUUCUUAUCCUACCUCAUCCGGUUCAUUCAAAACCGAACUAAUCGAACCGGUUAUUAAACCCAUGUUAAAAUUUCUCCAACAAACUGAGUCUUACUUAAUGGUUAACGCGUACCCUUUUUUCGCGUACGCCGCUAACUCAGACACAAUUUCUUUAGACUAUGCACUAUUUAAACAAAACCCUGGUGUUGUUGAUUCGGGUAAUGGGUUAAAAUAUGAUAAUCUUUUUGACGCGCAAGUUGACGCGGUUAAUGCUGCCAUGUCAGCAUUACAAUACAACGAUAUUAAAAUAACCGUUUCGGAAACGGGUUGGCCUUCGUUAGGUGAUAGUAAUGAGAUUGGAGCCGGUGAAGAUAAUGCGGCGUCGUAUAAUGGAAAUUUAGUUAAAAGAGUUUUGAGUGGAAAUGGGACGCCUUUAAAACCUAAAGACCCACUUAAUGUUUUCUUGUUUGCUCUUUUUAACGAGAAUCAAAAAACGGGUCCAACAUCGGAGAGAAAUUAUGGAUUAUUUUUUCCUAAUGAGAAAAAAGUUUAUGAUAUUUCGUUGACGGUGUCGGAGGUUAAUACAUCGUCUUCUGCGGUGGCUCCGGUGGCGGCAGGAACAGGGAGGAGUCAAGUUCCAGUGAGUGGUGGUGAUGUGUCAUCAGCGGGGAAUAGUGGGAAGACGUGGUGUGUGGCAAAUGGUGGUUAUUCGGAGGAGAAGUUACAACACGCGCUUGAUUAUGCGUGUGGGGAAGGUGGGGCUGAUUGUAGUCCAAUUCAACCGGGUGCCACGUGUUAUAAUCCGAAUACAUUGGAGGCACAUGCUUCGUAUGCGUUCAAUAGUUAUUAUCAGAAGAUGUCACGUGGCACUGGCACGUGCGAUUUUGGUGGUGCUGCUUAUGUUGUUACUCAACCUCCUAGCUAUGGAAAGUGUGAUUUUCCCACGGGAUACUAAUACUAAAAGAAAGGAUGGAAAAGAGUGGGUUAGAUUAGGUGAAUAAUCAUAUAUUAUAGAUUAUUUUUUAUUUUUUAGUAUUAUAGAUUUUGGAUGGAUUAUUUAAUUGGGAUUUGGUGGUGUUUUAGGCUUUUAUUCUUGGUUUUACAUUGAUAUAGCAUUCGUUUAGACGGUGAGAAACAUGCAUUAUUAUUCUUAUCGUUUCUUUGUUAUCAUUUUUUUUUGUGAUUAAGGAUAAAUAUUCAUUGGUUGUUAGGAGAUCUAUCGAUUUCUUUGA
Messenger RNA from Trifolium pratense (red clover), 1764 nucleotides. RefSeq names its product glucan endo-1,3-beta-glucosidase 12-like. The record is from RefSeq and is a predicted model, not a curated record. Gene Ontology annotation, molecular function: hydrolase activity, hydrolyzing O-glycosyl compounds. Gene Ontology annotation, biological process: carbohydrate metabolic process. Gene Ontology annotation, cellular component: plasma membrane. The transcript is spliced from 3 exons. Bases 48 to 1487 code for a protein of 479 amino acids. NCBI's taxonomy places the organism in Eukaryota, Viridiplantae, Streptophyta, Magnoliopsida, Fabales, Fabaceae.